CCAAUUUUUAUUCGCUUUUUGUGAGAAUAAAAUAUCUUUUGUUUGUUGUCUCAACAACACGCAAUAAGACCAACGUAAUCCGACAUCGCCGCUGGAGCUGCUGCUUGCUACACGGACCAACCAUGUGGAUCAUUGGAUUUGAAGUCACAUAUGGACAAGCGCUGGCACCACCAGGGUAUCAUCGUGUGACCAAUGCAGAAGGUGCCGCCGCCGAAAUCUCGCCGCAGACGUACCUAUGGUACAAGUUGCAAGCUCCAGACCACGACGUGUUGCCGCCAGUGCGCGCUCUGCUUAUUCACACGCACCAAGUCGAUGGGUACGACAUGGUUCCCAAGCCGAUCGUUCGGUCUACGACUACUCCGGCAUCGACAUCACCCGCAGAUUCCACAGACGUGCCCGCGAUGUAUCUACUGUACUCCACAUUCGUCGACGACGACGAUGCGAAGGUACUGUUGCCCAUCAAGGAGCUGCGUAUUGACAACAUACCCGGCAGCACCACCAAGCACUCUGCUUUCAUCGAGUCGAACAACACUGUACCAUCAUCGUCCCUUGCCGCCUUCGAAUGGGUCAACGUCGUGCAGCCUCCCGCCGCUUCCGACGAUCCCAAUCCCACGUCUGAACACCUCCUGACAUCCAUCCAUGCCCAUCUCUCGCACCACCGCCUUUGUCUCAAGCGCGCCACCCGUGCCGACGUGGACGAUUUCGAGGCCACGACAGCCGCCGCCGUCGCCGCCUCAUCGAGUCCAUUGUCGCGAUAUGCCGUUGGAACGUGGGUGGACGUGCUGGACUCGACCUCUACCGCGCUUUCCCCUCGGUGGCGAGCUUCGCAAGUGAAGGCCAACACGAGCGUCACCCCCUCACGGUUGCUGCCGCCGCAAGCGCUGGUGCUGCUGCUCCCCCAAUACCGAGCCCCGCACAAGGAACUGGUGGUGCUGGGAGCCCAAGUGCGAGCCAAGGUGGCCCCGCUAGGCUCCCACACCAACUUGACGCUGUCGCCGGCGUACCCGACGCUCCGUGCGACGUCCAUGCGGCGGCUGCUCGUGCCCGCGGACAUUGAAGCCAUCCACCAAACGCUGGACGAAUCCUUCUUUGAUAUGCACUUGGUGUACUUUCAGAGCUGCUUGGUACCGUUUGUCGAAACUUGCAUGGCAUCUCCAUGUCGAGAUGUGGACACGGCGAGGGCGAUGCAGGCAUUUCUCCAGAACUGCCUCAAGCACUGGGUCGCCGCGGUUCUCGGCGACGACGACUCGAUGAUUCCGCCGCCAGUGUAUCCGUACGCAGUCGUCGCGUUGAUCAAGUUGCUCUGCAACGGCUACGACGUGUGCAGCGCGUUCUACCAGCCCGAUGGCCACGCCGCGCACUGGGAACGCCUAGACGAUUUCGAGCACACAAUGUACUUUGACAUGGCACCUGCUGGCCAAGUCGUGCCCCGAUUGGCACCGUGCAGAAGCGUCUACUUUGUGGAAAACAUCGAGUACUUUCUUCAAGCUGGCGGGUUGCGCGCCAUGCUACGGCGGGUGGAACGUGAAACAGGAGCAUCGAACGAACGGGGAGUGUUGGUGCCGCUGGCCGAGCUAGAUAUGUACCUGACGCUGCUCGGGCAUGCCAAGCCGAUUCUAAUGCCGACAGACGCCGACGUCGACGUGCUCACGCGGCUGUUCCAUGCGUCCUUUGAUCGCCUCAACCAAGUCACCCCCGCCGACCUCCACCAGGACCUUGAACUGGUCGUGGAAUCCGUGCUCGAUCGAAUCGAUGCCUUGAUCUCAUCGUCGUCGUCGUCGUGGCUGCUGCAUGCGACAUCGUUUGACGAGCGACUGGAACUUACACGGAUCAACAUGGCGUACCAGUACGUGAGCUGUCGGUCGCUAUCGCACCAGCUCACGGGUAUCCACCAGUUGGUCGAGUGGCGAGCCAAAGCCCAGGCCCUGGACGACCAUCUGGCCUCCCAUCCGUCUGCGACAACGUCCGCCACGAAACGAGUCGGGUCGUUGCAACGGUUGUCCUCGUUGAUCACAAAAACAGCGUCUACAUUUGUCACCACUCCCACGUCCAUCUCGUCGUCCAUCUCGUCGUCUUCUACCCCGUCGAGGGCGAGAUGGCUCACGUCGGGGGCGUUGGCUCGCUGGCUCCGCCGCGCCAACGUGCUCGAGCUCUUAUUGGGCGACCCCACCGCCGUCACCCCGGCAAUAUCUGUCGUUCGAGACGCCCAUGUGGAAGUAUGGAAACGAAGUACGCCGCUGCUUGCGCUGCUAUCCCAGCACGGACUCCUCACAGAAACGCACCUGACGCUGCUGUGGCACCUCGGAAGAAAGCACACGACGCGGCGCAAGAUCGUGUACGAGAUGCUGCUGCAGCUGGCAUCGUCCAUGAACAUUCCGCUCUUGGACGCCAUCGCUCGACUCUUGCAUGACACGAUCCCCCUCGCCGACUACGACGGCCUGACCAUCCAUUUCCUCACUCGAAUCACCCGCCUCGCCAACGGAAAAGCACACUCAGCCCGAACAAAGGCGGCGGUUGAAGUCGCCACGCUCACCAAGGUGGCGGCGCUGGGUGUCGACAUGCUCUGGACAGCCACGACCCAAGCCCCCCAUCAUGCUAUGCAUCAAGAGUUUAUCACGGCGUUCGCCACGUUGCUCCAUGAAAUGCACGUGAUUGAAGCUACUCAUCACAUGCAUGAUGGAGCUCCCAAUACUCGAGAACGAUACAUUCAACUGUGUGUGCGCGCGCUGGCGGCGGCGCCGCACCAACAUGAACGAGAUAUUGGUGUGCCCGUGGAGCUGGCGCUGCGCGUUUUGCAAGCGAUCAUUGAAGGAUAUGUACGUACCCAAGUGGAUUUGAGUCGUGUGACGUCUUCCGUGGAAGCUUCGGCGAUCAAAAAUGCCAUCAAAUUGCACCCGCUGCACCCGUUUAUCGACGAACUAGUCACGACGUACCAACUGGUGGACGUGGUGGUCGCCGUCGUUCGGACGGGGGGGGUUGCUUCUACCGCUCCGUGUCUGGCGUUUCUGGGGUUUCUACUCACUUCAUCGGGACUAACACUGGACAAGGCUCAUAUAAACGCACUGUACAGAUCAUUGCACACGAGUCGACGUAUGCAAAUGUACUUUGCCUGGUUGACCGACGUCCUUCCAAAGUGUACGGAAACGUCGCAAGCUAUGGCUGUGUUGCCCGACAAGUUUGUCAGCAACGGCGCGUUCACCGAGGACGAUGUCGAAGCCAUCUUUGCCCACCAAUUCUCGACUCCUUCUGCGAUGGACACGGUGGAAUUUGACUGCUUUGAGCGGCUAUUCCGGUAUGUGAAUGGCGCGAUCUACCGCAACCUGUCGGACGUCCAUCUCCCCGACGACUUUUCAGUGAAUGUGCCGCUGCCCGACUUGCACGGGUACGACACGCUGCUGGCCAUUGCCACAACGUGCCACGUCAUCGCAGUGGCAGAUGCGGCGCAGCAGUACCUUGUGUACCUGUUGCUGCAUCUGUCGCCAGCAACUUUCUCUGCAACGUCCAAACAACAGCACUCGCGCCGAGACAUUUGGCUCCAGUUUGCCGUGUGGUGCAUGUCCCACGUGUACGACGCCAUGUCAUUGGCCAAAACUAGCGUUGCUCGACGAUUGCUGGAGCUGCUCGCCAUGUUUCUAUACCACGCACAACCGAUGGGCUGGCGGGGCGGCGGCGACGACCCCCAAAGCGGGCGAGUGCCGGACGUGGCCGUCGUCUCCAACGACCUAAUGGUGUACAUCAAGAUGCAGGACGGACGGACCAGUGCGCCGCUCAACUACUCGCUGCCAGGAACGUGUCUAGUGGGGGAGCUUCGAGAUCGAGUUGCGGCCGACGUUGGGCAUUUUGCCGACAGGAUUCGGCUGCUCACAGAUACCAAGGUCAAGCUAACCGUGUCACAACACGAUGGACUAACGCUGGACGACGUGUCUAUCUUUGCAACUGUGACGUCGUCCAAGAAGAAGAAGGCGUAUGUCGAAGCGAUCGUGUUGAAAAAACCUGAAGUGGACACGGCCGGACACAAAAAGUCGACCAAAAAAGCGAAGCUCCUCCGUGGCGACGCGGCCGCCGACUGGGCCGCCGUCGCGACGUACCUGGCGUCCACGUGGGUACCGUCGCUGCUCGAGAUGCUGGAGGACCCUGCCGUGUGCGACACUGUGUGGCGCGUCCUCGCGCGGCUCCCCCGUCAGCCAUCCCCGUCGUCGUCUGUCCUUUCAACGUCGCUGCCGACGCUCAUCUUUCAAAUGGAUGAUCCGCCGUCAAAGGUAGUGGCACCGGACGUGGCAAUCCAUGUGCGGGAGGUGCUGCUGCACCAUACUGCCGUCCUCUCCAGUGCCAAGAACCUGCUCGUAUGGCACGGCUGGUCGCUCAUGUUUGCCACACUGGACCGAGCGUUGCAGCCACAUGUUGACGCCAAUCCAGUGACGUGGCCCGAUAACGAUGCUGGAGUGUGGGAUAUGGUGCUGUGCAACGUGCUGGACAUUGCACAUGUCAUCCUCUCUAGCCAGCAGCUACUACCAACAACAACUUUCACGGCAUCGCAGACGGGGGUAUCCGCAACGGAUGGGCCUACUGGCACGUCGUCGCAGCGGGUCGUGUACUCGCCAGCUCCCCUUCUAGACAACCCCGACUCUGUGUGUGAACUAGCGUUGGUUCAUGCAUUGUCGUUGGUGUGCCAACUACUUGUUGUGGAUCGUAAGACGAGUCUGGCUACGACAUUUCAGCAGCAUCCACAUGUCCAGUCAGUGUUGGUGGGGACAUUAGACCAUGCGUCGUCGCGGGUGCGCGGGGAAGCUGCCAAGACAGUCCAAAGCGUGUGCAACAGCACGUUGAACCCGUCGUCGUGGCAGGUGUUGGUGCCGUCUUGUGUGACACUGUUGGGGUCGUACGACGGCCCCGUGACCCACGGUGAUUUGUUUUACUUGUACGGAGACAUUGUCGCCAAACAGCAACAAGACAAACAGUUGCGCUCGGUUCACGAGCAGAGUCAACGUGCCAUGGGGAGGCUCUUGGCGCGACUGCAAUUGGUGGCCACGACGCCCGACGACGAAGCUGAUCAUGUGCUGGAAGGGCUGCUCCAUACAUUUCUCGGUUGGAUGGAGCCACCACCACCACCCAGCAACGAACAAGCAAGCAACGUGGAUGAGAUGGAGGUAGUGUCGACACAUACCGAGUGGAUUACUCCAGCGUUGGUAGUUGAAGUGUUUGACAAGUGCUUGUUUCCACCAUCGACGACGACGACAUUGGCCAAAUGCCGAAGCCGUGGCUCUCGAUCCGCCGCGUUUCAAUUGCUCUUGCAAUGUGUCGACGUAUCUCCAGCAUUGGCGCUGCCAAUCGUGCUGGCUCGCAUGCUCCCCCAGCAUGCAUUUGAUCGGAAACCUCCAAAAAUCGAUAUCAAGCACUCAACCUCCUCUUCUCUUUCCUUGUCAUCCAAGGCGACGAGUCCGAAACAACCAACGACGCCCCGCGGACCGUUUGUCGGGCUCAAGAACCUCGGGAAUACGUGCUACUUUAACGCGAUCGUGCAGAUGGGUUUUAUGUUUCCGCCGUUUCAGCGCUUGGUAUUGUCGUGUGAGUCCGAGUCGUCGCCCGUCCUGUUCCAGCUGCAGUCGCUGUACGCGCACCUCCGCGGCAGCUCCCGUCCAUACGUUAACCCACUGGGCCUGCUGUCUGUGCUGAAAACUAACACGGGCGCCGCCGUCAAUGUCAAGAUGCAGCAAGACGCGAGCGAGUUUCUCACGUCGUUUCUCCAGCAGCUGGAGGCAGAGAUCAACAACGGCAAGCAGCACGACGUCGAAGCGGCGUUUGCAAGGGCCCUCGGAGGAGUCUUUAGCAAUGAAUUGGUGGCCGACGGCAACCGAUACAGCGAACGCACCGAACCGUUUCAUUAUAUUUCCGUGACUGUGCGGGAUAAAAAUACUCUGGUCGAGUCACUCGACAGCUGGGUCGAAGGCGACACGGUGAGUUAUACAUGGGACGACGACGACGACCACGGCGACAAGCAUGCGAUGGACACACACAAGCGGAUUUCCAUCCAAACGCUGCCGGAAUGCCUCAUUUUGCACUUGAAACGCUUUGAAUUUGACUUUGAAACGAUGCAACAAGUCAAAGUUCACGACCGAUUUGAGUUUCCCGUCGAGCUAGACAUGCGACGGUACACCAAGGAAGGCCAAGCUGCUGCGCGUCGACAGCUCCACGUCAUCGACGCCUCGAAUGCAUCGAUAGAGUGGCGGGCGCCAGAGUACUACCAGUACGACUUGACGGGCACUAUUGUGCACAUGGGUAGUGCCCAUUCCGGUCACUAUUACGCCUACUUGAAAGACCCCCAUGCAUCGUCCUGGUACGAGUUUAACGACACUGUUGUGACACCGUUCGACCCUCGACACUUGGCUGCCGAGUGCUUUGGGGGGGUCGCCGACCCUUCGGGGAAGCACACUCCGAGUAUGAAGACCCACAGCGCGUUCAUGCUCGUGUACACCCGUCGGAAACCCACGUUGGCACUCGUUGCUGAGCAACUUUCUCCGCCAAACAAGCGAUCGUUUGCCGGUACGAGUGUGGCAAUCAUGGCAGUCCUGCGGUUCAAACGCCGGGUUCAUCUCCACGCCCCUAUUACUACUAGUAGUACCAGUACCUCGAACAUCCCUUCGUCGAUUUGGCACGCAAUCCACGCGGAAAACCAAUCAUUUUGGCGAAAGCAAUACGUAGCCGAGGCCGCGUGCACAACGUUCACGUACGACUUGUGCCACAAGUACUCUUCCCACAUGGAAACGCUGGGGCUGACGAGUCUGGCUUUUCAGGUGGCUGCUACUUAUGUAUUUGGGACUUUGUGGCAGUGCCGUGAAGUGGCGCGUCUGCUGGCAUGGCGGCCGCUGGUGCUGUCGAUGGUGGGGACAAAUGAAGCCAGCAGUUUGUGGUGGAUAUACACUCUGGGAACGCACCCGACGCUGCUGGUGGACGUUUUGGUGGAGCACGAUCAAGAGCCGGUGCGCACAUUUGCCACGGAUGUGACACUGCGAGCGAUGGACAUGUGUGCUGACGUGGCACGCUGUGAGCCAAUGAUGUCCAAGCUCUUGACCGAGUUUGAUCACAUUCUAGAGUGUGAACACUCGUUUGUGGACCUCUUGCUCGCAUUUGCGCGAAAGGGACCAGAAGCAAGCGCAUGUCUCGUUCAUCGUCACCACCUCGUGGCGAAACUGGUGGGGAUGAUGGUCACUGGGAAGAACGCUCAACCUGUCCCCCCGACCGGCGACGAGUUUCUUGUGCGUCCCCCCAGUGGCCUCCAGCAUGCUUUCCAUACCCCCCCCCUUCCCCCCAAGGUCCUCAUUGGCGACGAGCACCUGUGGCAACUGCUCGCCCUCGUCCUCCAACACGUGCCCCGACGUCCCUCUGUGACUUCCGCCCUGCCCGCCGCCUCUUGUGUACAAUACCUCCCCACGACACUGGACGAACCAGAUAACGCAUUGUCGUCGCACGACUGGAUGUGUCUGCUCACCCAUCGCGCGUCGAGCUACAGCGCCGAAACUGCGCCGUGGACGACGGUUGUGACUACGAUGUGCUGGGAAUCGCCACAGUUCUCGAUGGCAUGGCUCGAUUACCUGCUAGAUGCGAUCGAAGACGAGGACCACCAUUUACUCAAGCCGUACUUUCGGACACUGCGGGUGCUGCUGGCAGUGGACGACUCGAUUGCGUCCGACCGGAUGGCGGCGGGUAUGACGAGGCUGAUUGCAAUCAUGGCGUCCCAGCAAAAGUACUUUAAAGCUACGGAAACCACCCUUGACAUGCUCCUCCGCAUGGCCAAACGUGUGCCCAAGGUAAGCGUGUGGCUGCAUGAAAACCAGCGCAGUUGGUCGUGGGCUGAAAAGUGGCUGCUCUCGCAUCGCGGCGCGGACGGGUACCUCCAAACGCAACGGACACUGCUGACCAAACCCAAGUCCACGAGCGGAUGGCGCGAUGUCAUAACAUCCCACCCGACGCUGGUCAAGAACGUGGACAAGUCGAUUGUGAAGCUGGUGCCGCGGCUGCGGUCGCUGCUGGCGUCGGCGUCCGUCCCCGUCGACGACAUGUACGACAGCGACGACGACCCGAUGGACCUCGUGGGGAAAAAGGUGCGCGUCAAGUGGGCCAAAGAAAAGUGGUAUACGGGCGUUGUCAACAGCUACAACCCCACGACCCGCGAGCACGCCGUGUUUUACGAUGACGGAGACAAGAAAAGCUAUAAAAUGGCCGACAAAAUAUUCACCCGACUACCAGACGCCCAACACUUGGCCUAAGUGGAAUAAUAUAUGUACUGUCUCUUGGG
Molecule: messenger RNA, 8293 nt
Organism: Aphanomyces astaci
Lineage: Eukaryota; Oomycota; Saprolegniomycetes; Saprolegniales; Verrucalvaceae
Exons: 4
Coding region: 123-8264 (2713 amino acids)
Biological process (GO): protein deubiquitination
Cellular component (GO): nucleus; cytosol
Molecular function (GO): cysteine-type endopeptidase activity; cysteine-type deubiquitinase activity
Source: RefSeq, a predicted model, not a curated record